GAGACAGAGAACCCAUUAAUGAGCAAUACAGGAGAAGGAAAGGAUAGGCAAAAGGAGCCAAAAAAGAAAGGAAGGCCGACCAACGCAGAACAUCUUGGAAGGCAAAGGACCAGCAGCUUCGAGUCGAUUGUUGACACGUUUAAGAGGAAAAGAGAAGAAGAAGAAGAUAGGAUAAGAGCGGAGAAGGAACUACUUGAAAAGUUUGAAAAAACAAGGGCAGUGAGCAGAUCGCCUCCAACUAAGAGACCAGGAAAAACUCCAGAAACAGAGGGGACGCAAGAGGAGAAGAAUAUAGAAAACGAAAAAGAGUUAGACAUGGAUAAACUGGAUAAAUUAACGGAAAUUAUUCUAACAAUUAAGAAUGAUACAGAAGAGAUUAAAAAAGAAAAUAGGGCAAUAAGAUCAGAACUACAAGACGUGAGAGAAAAAUAGAAAAAG
This is a messenger RNA of Vollenhovia emeryi, 438 nucleotides long. RefSeq lists its product as uncharacterized. The coding region runs from base 19 to 432 and encodes 137 amino acids. Lineage: Eukaryota; Metazoa; Arthropoda; Insecta; Hymenoptera; Formicidae. The record is from RefSeq and is a predicted model, not a curated record. The transcript has 2 exons.